Symbiodinium sp. CCMP2592 is the source of this 354-nucleotide messenger RNA. NCBI's taxonomy places the organism in Eukaryota, Dinophyceae, Suessiales, Symbiodiniaceae. The record is from the annotation of a GenBank genome assembly.
AUGGAGAUCGCUGAGGAUUAUGUUGAAGCUGUAGCCGAGCUGAUCGAAUCCAACGGUUCCUGCCGCGUCACCGAUCUCGCAGAAUACUUCGGAGUUACGCAUGUCACUGUCAUUAAGACCGUUCAGCGUCUCGAACGCGAUGGGCUCCUUAGUACCGAGCCGUACAAACCCGUCGAGCUCACUUCGGCCGGAAGCCAGAUGGCGCAGGAGUGCAAAGAGCGACACGAAAUCGUGUAUCAGUUUCUCUUAGCGAUCGGUGUUGAUGAAGCCGCGGCGGCUGUAGAUGCCGAGGGGAUCGAGCAUCAUGUCAGUCCGGCAACCCUCGCUGCAUUCAAGAAAAUCGCCCAGAAAUAG